GAUAUCAUUCUGCACACAUUAGCUUGCUUACUCAACACACAGCUAAUUAUCAGGUCAAUAGGUCACGCAUUACUCGCAUCGUUCGUAACAUAACACGCGUUGUGAACACAGAACAACACGCCGUGAUCUAAUACCUACAAUAUAAUUCAGCUCGUUAUGUGUUGAUGUCAUCCAACGACGCGAAAGUUAAAGUUGUUCCUACCGCCCGACCUCGGUAUUUGGUUGCAGUUUAUCGCUUUUGGGGCCAAAUUGUGGUGGUUUUCAGUAAUUUCGACCUAGAUCUGGUAUUAGUGUGAUUUCCGUUACAAUUUGCACCCGGUAAUUUGUGGACACGAGUGCUAAUUACCUUGUCUUGUAUACAAUAACAAGACAUAAUUGAAUACCGUCCGUGCACGUCUGCAGUACACAAGAUUGUAUAGUUUGUGAGUGUUUGCGGAUAUAAUAAUAGUUUGUCGCCUUUCUCGUGGGCCUUUGUUCGAGUUCACAUCAUCAGCAGCUUCAUUGUCAAGAAGAAUAACCUGAAGUAUCGCGCCUGAGGGGUCUUGUCAACAAAGAAUCAGUUGACUCUUGUUCUCCAAACCCUGUUCUAAGUUUUACCUUUUGUAAGCUCUCUCAAUCAUAAAGAAUGUCUGACCCGCAAGUUCCAGAGAGCCUGAACCUCAACCUUCCAGCACCUACCACACCUAGUGAUGUUCAACUUGAGGUUGCAGCCUCCCCUACUUCAGGGCCCUCCGCCUCAACAUCAGGCACUCGAACUUCUGUUGGUGAACCAGGGGCAGCAUCCAGUCCUAUGUCACCUGACAGUGUUAGCGGAGCUAAUAUUGCUCAGCUGAACUUAGAGCAGCCUCCUACUGCACUUGAUUGGGAAGAGGUGUCUUCAGAGGCGUCCGACGCUAUCAACAAUGUAGUUUCAGGAAUUGUGGACAGAAUGAGGAUAGAGAGAAUGUUCGAGUUGAGGAGGAUACAACACGGAGACAGAGCGGUGAGCACUGGGGAGACCGCCCAACAACUCGAGGAGUUCUUUACAAGGGAUCAGAAUGAUACUAUCCGAGCUCCUCGAUCUGAGGGAGUACAGAAUGAAUUAGAACUGUUAACAAGAAACAGGUCUGUAGGGAACCUCCUGAACACCCGGUUUAGAACACUCCUAGAAAACUCUCUCCGAGCUCCUCCCCAGCCAACUACAAGAAGCACGCCUAGUACCAGAACGGGCCCACUCCCACCCCCACCACCACCUGGGGCACCUAGAGUACCUCCAGCUCCACCAGUUCCUGGAGCUCUCCCUCCAAACGAAUCUACUGCUGCCCGACUAGAGAGGGAAACUGUAGCCGCUCAUAUGAGCCAAGCCGCUCUACAAGCCGCCGAACAAUAUGAGCCGCCAGACUUUGCAAAUAGACAGUUUGAUUACGCUAUCUCGGACGUAGAGGAGCUUUUCCAGCGACGACUUGUAUCCGAUGUUCUUCAUAGCACUUUUAGAAAUGUUCUCGAACUUCACAUAGAGCGGAGAUUAGUGAGAGCUGGAGUAGAGCCCCGACCCAGAGGCAGAGCUCAGGCAGCACCACAACCUCAACCUCAACCCGGAGCCUCUGGACAACAAGCUCAGCCGGCUAUAAACCCGUUCACGGGCACACCUCAUGUGAGACCCCUUGUCGAACCUUCAUCUUCUAGAAGAAUCCCUGAAAUCGAGAGACAGAUCCACGUCAUGUCAAUAGAGAUGAAGGAGAUGAAGGGCAUGUUAAAACUGCUGGUCGACACACAGUUGGAAAUGCAGCGAGCUGUCAGACAAGAAGUUAGCGCCAUGAUGAGAAGUUCCACAGUUGAGCCGGCAAAACCAACCAAGCAAGUGAAAGAAGGUACAUGUGUAGUCUGUCUGGAAUACCCAUGUGAUACUGUCCUCUACCGCUGUGGACAUCUGUGUUGCUGUUUCAGCUGUGCCAGAGCCCUAAAAGUGGCCGGCCAUCAUUGUCCAGUUUGUCGGGCUGAGGUCUCUGACAUUCUUCGUAUCUAUCGUUCAACAUAAAUAUUCUAACAUUUGAUUUUGAACAGUUCAUCGACCACUAGUGGGGAUUCGGUGAUUAAUGCAGUGUAAUAAUUAUAAUUUGAUACCAUACUUUUGUUAAUUACGUAAUUUAUAACGUUAGAUGUUAGUGGUUUGAUCGCUAUAUUUUCAUCGUCGUAAGACUUUGAUAGCAUACUAUAUCAGUUUAGUUUUAAUCAAGAGACAUUGACAUACGAUGAUUUAUCAUUUGUUCAUAGAAUUUUAGCUAUUUAAAAUUCAUGUUUCGAA
Messenger RNA from Bolinopsis microptera, 2284 nucleotides. Its product is annotated as splicing factor 3B subunit 2-like. The coding region runs from base 626 to 2017 and encodes 463 amino acids. NCBI's taxonomy places the organism in Eukaryota, Metazoa, Ctenophora, Tentaculata, Lobata, Bolinopsidae. The transcript is spliced from 9 exons. The record is from RefSeq and is a predicted model, not a curated record.